AUGAAGUUCUUCAGCCAUGAUCUGGCUGUGCUGUGUGGGGUCGUGUGCCUGCCCAUCGGCUGCAUGAUUGUCGGCUCCCUCACCGCCUAUUUCUACGCGCCUGGGCGCCGCGUGCGCUGCUGCUUCGGCUCCUUGGCCGCAGGCUUGCUGGUGGCCUCGCUCUUCUUCGAGCUGGUCCCGCUGGCAACCAAGAGCCUGGACACGCCGCACGCCGUCGCCGUCGUCGUUGGCCUGGCCGUGGCCGGCGGUAUGGUGAUCAUCCUCGACGUCGCCGAGGACCGCAUCGCGCAGGCGCAUGAGAGGGCGCAGGACGAGCGCCGGCGCCAGCAGCGCGAGCGGAGGGAGAGGCAGCUGCAGAACCUCCUGGAGAAGCAGCAGCAGCCCCGUCCUGCAGAACCCAGCAAGACCAGCAGUGCCAGCCAUGCAGCGCCCAACGGCAAACCUCACACUACAGCAACCACAAGCGCCGCCAUGGGCGAACGUGAUGCAGCACACGCCAAGGCACACGACUACGACGCACAGCUCAACAACACCAACAACCUGACGCACCCGCAACAUCAGCCACCUGCUGAGUCACCCAGCGUCAAUGCGCCAGGUGGCAUGCCAUACUCUCGGUUUCCGUUUGCAGACAUGGGCCAGCACACGCCCUCGAUGCUCAUGGUGGCGCCGCCGUCGCUGUCAACAUCAUCCCCAUCAGCAUCAUCGCCUUCGCCUUCGACCCCGGGAACACCUUUGACCCCGCCGCAUGCGCGUGCAGACAAUGACAACACGCCACCAUCAUCGGCACCUCUGUUAGCGUCCUCGUCACCACCACGACCACCGCCAGCAUCAUCUCAAGGAACACAACCAACAUCGCACCCAACAUCACAACCAGCGUCACAGCCACAGCUGCCUUCUCACACAACGGAUCACAGCCGUGCGUGGUCCACAGCGUCGCCGUCGGGUCAGCGCCGUCACCACCACCCGCGCUGUGUGCGCGGCGGUCGCAGGCGGCGCAGGCGUGUGGGCAGCGACAAUGCCGACGAUGCAGAGCAGCAGCCGCUGUUGACAGAUGCAAGCAGCGUGUACAGCGCCGCAACCAUCAACAACCCGCCCAUCGAGUAUCUGGCUGGCGAGCACUCGCUUGCGGAGAGCAUUGACGCCGGCGUGUGGGACGGGCGGCGGCCGCUGCGCCUGCGCCGCACCACCUCUGCUCCGCCGGCCCCGCUGCCCGUGUCGCGGCGACGGCGCCUGCCGCACCCGGGGACGGGCGACUUCCCGCUGGGUGCCGCGGUGCUCAUCGCGCUGGACGGAAUGAGCGACGGGCUGGUCAUUGGCGUGACCUCGUCCCUCACCCUGACGCAGGGUCUGGUGGUGAGCGGCUCGCUGGCCAUGGAGAUGUGCAUCACGGGCGCAGCGCUCUCCAGCAUCUUGUACAAGCACGGCGUGCAGCGGCGGGUGGCUGUCCCGUGCCUGGUUGCCAUCCCCUUCACCAUGCUCCUUGGUGCGUGGCUUGGGCGCGCCGUCAUCCUUGCCAUCUCCCGCUCGUCGGCUAUCUUCUCUGGCAUUGUUGCCUUCACCGUGGGCCAGAUCACAUACCUCGCCACGACGCAGCUCUACUCCGACUCGUAUCAGGAGGCCAAGGCCGGCAGCUCCGCCCUUGCGCGCGCGUGCGCAGCCUUCUUCUUUGGCGGCCUCAUCGCCGGCUUUUGCAUGAACACGUUUCUUCCCGAAUGA
Salpingoeca rosetta is the source of this 1716-nucleotide messenger RNA. RefSeq lists its product as uncharacterized. The transcript has a single exon. Gene Ontology annotation, biological process: metal ion transport; transmembrane transport. Gene Ontology annotation, cellular component: membrane. Gene Ontology annotation, molecular function: metal ion transmembrane transporter activity. The record is from RefSeq and is a predicted model, not a curated record. NCBI's taxonomy places the organism in Eukaryota, Choanoflagellata, Craspedida, Salpingoecidae. Bases 1 to 1716 code for a protein of 571 amino acids.